Saccharomycopsis crataegensis is the source of this 867-nucleotide messenger RNA. It is a transcript of the gene WHI2, whose product is annotated as Whi2p. The transcript has a single exon. Lineage: Eukaryota; Fungi; Ascomycota; Saccharomycetes; Ascoideales; Saccharomycopsidaceae. The record is from RefSeq and is a predicted model, not a curated record. Bases 1 to 867 code for a protein of 288 amino acids.
AUGGCCAACAUCAUAACACAAGUGUCACAGGACAGUGGUGCCGCUAUCCAGGUGCAGGAAGAAGACGACUUCAAUGCGAUCAUCAACUUGAACGUCCGCAACACCCUGUUCCAGAUAACUAGAGAUGAGCUCAUGAGCUUGCCUGAAAGCAUAUUGCUUUGUCUUUUCCCAAACGGGGUGUUUCUUGAUGAUCAAGGACAAGUGAUAACCAACUUGACAGAGAACGACGUGGUUUACGUUGAUUUUUCUCCAGAAUGCUUCCAAUAUAUUCUCCAAUCUUUUAGCAAAGCGGCUGCUUCGAUGCCCGCCACCAAUAACAAUAAUGACUACUACUACGAUAGUGGUGACGAGUACCGUCCAUUAGACUCAUCGGUACUCAAGACAAAGCCGUGUGUUAUUGUCCUUAGAGAAGAUCUCGAUUUCUACUGCAUACCGCCAACUACCGGGCUUUCAUCACAGGACAUGAAGAAAAUCAAGCUUCUGGUAGCCAGGCAGCUCGUACAGCACGACAGAAUCUUUGAAGGUUUGGGAUACAAGGAAGGAAAGCCAUUGGGCCCUGCCGAACAGCAUUUAUUGGACAUGUUGUGCCAUGCCGGAUAUACUACGACUGAUGCCUGGGGACACCGAGAUGUCGAGUCAAAUAAGCUGGUGGUCAGUUCAUUGGCCCUUGUACAAUUAAAGGCAGAUGGAGAAGGUGAUGCAAACUCUAAAUUGUUGUUGUUUUGGAAGAAGCCUGCACGGAAGUGCUGGUGGCUGAAUGAAGUAUUGGAGCUCCUAGUAAAUGAGGUGUUUGCCGAACCAGUAAGUGUCAAGGUACACAUAAGAAGGGUAUGGACUUUAGAGUUGGCGGUAUUGUCACUGCAUUGA